CCUUUGGGGUCCCUUCCCACUGUCCCUUCUCUGACCCGCUUCUCUCCCCUCUGGCCCCGUAGUGCAACCUGCAGGGGAUGUGGGUGAACGAUCUGGGCUCCCGGAUGUUCAUCGGGCCCCUGAACGCGGCCGGCCAGUUCUCGGGCUACUACCUGGCCGCCGUCUCGGCUGCCCCCAACGCCGCCAUCCGGGAGUCGCCCCUGCACGGCACGCAGCACCCCAACCCCCCGCGCGCCCAGCCCACCUUCGGCUUCUCCGUCAACUGGUCCUUCUACGACUCCACCACCGUCUUCGUGGGGCAGUGCUUCUUGGAUGAAAACGGCGACGAGUUCUUGGAGGCGACGUGGCUGCUGCGGGAGGAGGUGGCGACUCACGCAGACAACUGGAAGGCCACCCGGGUUGGCCAGAACGUCUAUGUACGUGUCAGAUGAAAAGGAACCAGGAUCUGGGCCUGCUUCUGCUACUCGUGCGUAGGACCAGCUACAAGACAACUCCCCUUCCCUCCACCAACACUGCCCCCUGCCUUUUCCACAGGGAGGGGCAAUAAUCCCCCCUCAGGGCAGGGGUUGGGGGGUGCUGCUUUUACCACCCCACCCGCUAGAGAGAACAUUUGCUGCAGGUGCUGACAGCUUUUGAUAAGGCAACUGCUAAGGGUUUGUUCUCUGCACUCGGUAGGGGCUUUUGGGUGGCCUUUUACAUACUUAUUUUAAACCUUCUUUUAAAUACUCUGUGCCUGCCCCAGAGAACUGUCUCAUGGGGCAAUUGCAGAAAACCAAUAAAUAAACCUUUCUAUUGUUCA
This is a messenger RNA of Podarcis muralis (Common wall lizard), 799 nucleotides long. Its product is annotated as avidin-like. Gene Ontology annotation, molecular function: biotin binding. NCBI's taxonomy places the organism in Eukaryota, Metazoa, Chordata, Lepidosauria, Squamata, Lacertidae. The record is from RefSeq and is a predicted model, not a curated record.